Messenger RNA from Xiphophorus maculatus (southern platyfish), 3904 nucleotides. RefSeq names its product T-lymphocyte surface antigen Ly-9-like. Bases 1914 to 2678 code for a protein of 254 amino acids. NCBI's taxonomy places the organism in Eukaryota, Metazoa, Chordata, Actinopteri, Cyprinodontiformes, Poeciliidae. The transcript is spliced from 4 exons. The record is from RefSeq and is a predicted model, not a curated record.
UUGGAAUCGGCAGGUUAAACUUUUUAAAAGAUUGGCGAUCGGCCAGAAAACUGCAAUCGGUGCAAUAUUUACUGCAGUUCUGCUGUAAAAAGCAGCAGAACUGUUGCUUGUUGUUACAAACAAAAUGUAUGUAUGGUAAUGUGAUAAUUUAAAUGAAUAUUACAUUUUUUAUUGUAUUUCUUAUUUUUGUGGGAAGCACCCUGAAUUUGCUUUAAUUUGCCUUAACAGCUAACCUACUAUUAAAAUAUUUAAGCCUUAAACAUAAUGUGUAGCUGAAACUUCAGCAAAAAACUGAAAAAUAAAGUGUAUCAUAUCUACAGUAUAUGAAAGAUUUGUUGAUGUGAUUAUUUAUUUUAAUGAAGUCAUUCCAGGGUAGAAAUACUGUAAAGCACUAAAGACUGUUUGGGAAAUAAAGUGACAUCUAUUGUCAUUUUAAGAUAAGCAUUUAAAUGCAAACAAGUGCAAAGAUGCACUUUCAAUAACAGCUUGAUCUAUGUAAUCACUUUUAGCCAAGCUGUAUUAAUCAGCAUUUAAACUCAAUGUUUUUAUUUUUUGAGAUAUAAAUAGAAUUAUUUUCAAAUAAAAUAGGGUCUAUUUUUGGGAAGUUUUAAUCUUUACAAAUGGACUGGAAAGUAAAUAAUUCGGUUGGAUAACAUAUUUAAUGGAUUUUUCCUGUGAAAUGGGCUCGAUGAUAACUUCUUAGUAAGAUACAGACGGUGAUUCAAUAAGAUCUGAAGGUAUUUUUAAUUGUAAAUCAUUAACAACGUUUAAACCUUAAUAAUUCACAUUCUAAUCAGACAUAGUCGCUUCAUUUUCCUGCCUGAAUGCUUCUUACUUUCUUCUUAAGCUAGCUCCUGGCCAGAGCUAGUUUCUGUGUACUGCCUACAUCCCCCAGAAUGCUAUGCAGUUCUGGGGAGUUUGGUGCUGAAAUAUUAUCUAUUGAUGUUAAUCAUGUGCCUAUCAGAUCGUUAUUGACUUCUUGUCCAGGCUUACUAUAAACUGUAUUUGUGUAACUUAUAACACCAAACGAAAAUGAGAAAAUGUUCUACUGUAGCAGACAGUCAUUAAUCAGAACAAAUAACAAUAAUUACAAUAGUUUUCACCAUCAGUUGUUAUACAUAGAUCAUUACAUUAGCAGUCACAGAUUAUUCUAUUUACAUUUCAAGUUACUCAAAUAAACCUCCGUCCCAUUUACCAACCUGGAUCCCUGAUCAGCUGAAGCUCAAACUGUUGAUUUUUAUUCUUUUUUUAACCUUUUCUGUUUAUUGCUGUUAGCCUUAUGGGCUAGAACUGUGUUCUGUUACCAUAGCUACCUUAACAAGAAAGUUUCCAAAAUAAAAGCAUAUGACCUUAAAGACAGUUACAUUAAACUGGUAGCUUGACUCAGUUGGCCUUUCCAUUAGCUAAAUUUAACUACAUUAUAGAUAUUAUAUAAUAGUUAAUAUACAUUAAAUUGUUGUUCAGUUGCUGAAAUUAUCCACAAAACUAGUUAAAGUUAAGAUGUAAAUCCAAAUAAAUUGUAUAUUAAAUGUGAAAGUUAUUUAUAAACCAUCAAUGGAUGACAUAAAACAGGAAUGUGACACAUUAAUAAAAUUAUUUUAUGGUUCCUCUGCAUUUUGUUUUGGUGGCUUUCUGCUUUCGUUUUAAAUAUGAAAAAGAUUUUUCUCUCUUUGCAGCCAAAAACCUUCAACAGAGACACCAAAUUCACAGGUGGACAAAGGAAAGCAGAACAAUUUAAGACUAUAUUUUGACAAGAACAAUCUGUUUGUGUGUUUAGACGUGUUCAGUCAGGACAUAACUGUGGUUUUGGACAGGAAGAGCUCAAAGGUGACACUUCUCAUAGUGCAGGUUGAUGUUAUUUCCUGCUCAAGAGUUUGUUGCCAGAAAGAGAAAGUCUUUCACUGAAGGAGUUGAUGAUGUUUUUGUUUCUGAUGCUGGCUCUUCUGAUCAAUAAUGAACCAGGAAUUGAUGCUUUCACUUCAGUUUUCGUGCGAACGGGUGGCGAUGUUUUUCUUAACGUCUCAGAAGCAGAUGUCCCGAACGAUUAUCACCUCCUUUUAUGGAAAUUUGUCACAGAUGAUGUCUUGGUGUCUUUCUUUCCAAAUGGAAAAUUAAACGUGCGUAGGGCUUAUGGUGGGAGAAUAGACGUUUUGGCAAAAAAAUACUCCAUAAAAUUAAAAAACCUCCAAAAAUCUGACAGUGGACUUUAUACGGCGAUAGUAACAGCAGCGUCAGAAGAAGUACUGGCUCAAUACAACGUCACAGUUCAAGAUCCGGUGGGUCCGGUCGAUCUCACCGUCGAUUCCGUGUCCAGCGACUCGUCCUCCUUCACGGCGACCUGCACCGCCGACGGCACCGACAUCAGCAGCACUUUCAGAUGUACCGCCAAAACCUGCCUUCAAGAGGGGAGAGAGGGAUCAAAGGUCACCAAAUCUGGUGCUGCCCUCCAUGUCUGCCUGUCCCGUUCAGCCGUUGUCUGUAACCAUAGCAACCAGGUCAGCUGGAUGGAGAAAACAGCCGAGAUUGAUCACCUUUGUCCGAAGAAUGCCGGUCCAGACGAACCCCAUGGAUUUUCCAUUUGUUACGUGAAGAAAGUCGUUUUCUCGGUGGGUCUGAUCGUCAUGGUGUUGGUCGUCAUCGCCGUCCACCUCAAGGAGAAAUUCAGCAAACACAAAUAACCGGUUACCUACUUAUUAAAAAAUAUUACGUUUUCUGAUAUAUUUUUUUCUAUUAAGUUACUUAGGAAUUGAUAUUUUAUAUAUUGUUCCUUCAUAAUAACAGUUAUAAGACCAUUGUUAUUCCUUUUCUUUUUCUGCUCAUCUGAUCUCACUUUUAUGAUUUGUUUGGUGCACGUUUAUUAAUUCAAUUAAGUUUUUUAUUUAUAUGGCGCUAUUUCACAAUAAAUGUAAUCUUGAUGAACUGUACAAAAAAGUAAUUUCAAUUUAUUGACGCACACAUUCCAAUUGAUUCUAGUUAUUAGUUCACCCAUUUGUACGGAAGAUGAUUAGGGCCAAAAGAAAAAGUAAAGAAAAUUUUGGACUUUUUUUUAAAAAAAAAAAUUUUUUUUAAACUAAGAAUCAGAAUUGUUUAAAUUCAAAUUUAAUCGUAAAAACUCAAAUCUGUCAAAAGAAAUUUGGGAUACAUUUUCAGCGUAUAUAAAGUUAAGGUUUAAAAAUCCUAUAACAAGAAAUAAACGGUUAUGUAAUUAUUUCUCAUAUGGUAACAACACAAUUGACUUGCAUCUAAGAAUGUUUGGUAAUUUAUUUGGAUUUUGACAUAAAUGUUUGACACAGAAUCAGAAUUCUGAGUUUAAAAUCAGGAUUCUGAGAAAAUGUUGAAUUUAAAUUCUGAGGUUAAAAACAAAAUUCUGAAAAGAAGUGAAAAUUUCCUGAAAACAGUCAAACCUAUUAAGGAAUUUUGAUAUUAAAGAUUUAUUUACAUCCUGAAACAAAGAAACAAAUCUUUACUGACAGUUUCUGAGGCUUCGUUGAAGUUCGACUGUUAUAUGAGAAAAAGUUUGGGAGGGCUGAUUAUUUUUAUAAAAUCUGGUCGUCAAAGAGAAAAACGAUUCUGGUUUAGAAACCUCAUGGUCUCUUCACUGCUCUGCAAAGGAUGUAGUUUUGUACCAAUCAUCAAGUUAUGACACUUAAUGUUCUCUGGAGCAGUACUCACCUUUAGAGACCUUUAGUUUUAGUCAGGAAACCACAUGCAGGAACUAACAUGUGGACGAGAGUUUAUUUAAUUCUCAAUCUGCAUGUAGAGGAAAAUCCGUUUCUAAAACAGCAAAGCAAAAAGCAUGUCGCUGCAACUUACCCAUGUAGGUGGAAUCCCCCUGAUAUCCGAGUUAAUUUUAAAUUUACAUCCAGAGUAAAUGGCUUCACUUCACCUUCUGAAGUUCAGAGCU